AUGGCGCCUGUGUACAAGAUUGCCAUUAUACAGUUUGAGCCCAAGUCCAUCGCUCUCGAAGAGAACUUUGCCAAAGCAGAAAGUCAUCUGAGGUCUGCUGCGGAAAAGGGCUGCGAUAUAGCUCUCCUACCAGAAUUCCAUCUCACAUCAUGGGAACCCGAACACCCUGAAUUCGUGUCUGCAAGCAAGAAAUCAGCAGACUAUCUUUCAAAAUACCAGGAUCUCGCUCGAGAACUCAACAUCAACAUCGUCCCUGGCACAAUCUGCGAAGUCCACAAUGUCCCCAACAGCAAAGAUGAAGAGCUUCGUAACAUGGCGUACUUUCUAGCUGCAGGAACCGGCGAGAUUUGCAGCGCGUACCAGAAGAAGAACCUGUGGCAUCCUGAACGACCUCACUUGACUUCAUCAACACACACGCCGCACAUAGCUUUCGACACGCCGUUGAAACAUGCCAAUGGUAAGCCUGUACGCGCUGGUAUGCUUAUCUGCUGGGAUCUUGCUUUCCCAGAAGCUUUCAAAGCACUUGUGAAUGAUGGUGCUGAUAUCAUCCUCAUUCCGUCGUACUGGUUCAUGAGCGAUGCGGGCGAUGAAGGGGGUGAUUUGAACCCUGAUUCGGAACGGCUGUUCCUCAACUGUGCUUUGACGGCGCGAGCUUUUGAAAACACAGCUGCUGUGGCGUUCUGCAAUGCUGGAGGGCUGAGUUGUGUCAAUAUGCCGAUUCUGGGACCCUUGGGAAGAAUUGAAGUGGGAGAGGAAAAGAUGGAGAUUGUUGACAUUGACUUGGAUGUUUUGAGAAUUGCCGAGUCGCAGUAUAAGAUCAGGAUGGAUAUGCAGAGUGAAGGAUGGCAUUACAAGUAUGGGAUGAACGGUGGUGCCAAAGCAUAG
This is a messenger RNA of Fusarium pseudograminearum CS3096, 885 nucleotides long. RefSeq lists its product as uncharacterized. NCBI's taxonomy places the organism in Eukaryota, Fungi, Ascomycota, Sordariomycetes, Hypocreales, Nectriaceae. The coding region runs from base 1 to 885 and encodes 294 amino acids. Gene Ontology annotation, molecular function: hydrolase activity, acting on carbon-nitrogen (but not peptide) bonds, in linear amides. The record is from RefSeq and is a predicted model, not a curated record. The transcript has 2 exons.